Molecule: messenger RNA, 2261 nt
Organism: Saccostrea echinata
Lineage: Eukaryota; Metazoa; Mollusca; Bivalvia; Ostreida; Ostreidae
Product: E3 ubiquitin-protein ligase TRIM71-like
Exons: 4
Coding region: 3-2261 (752 amino acids)
Molecular function (GO): zinc ion binding
Source: RefSeq, a predicted model, not a curated record
ACAUGGCCUCUCACAAUUUAGAGCACUUCUUGAAGUGCACGGAUUGUAAGAAAUAUUUUGAUGACGAGUUACACGCUCCGCACGUGCUGCCUUGUCUGCACACAUGUUGCACAAAAUGUCUAAAAUCCAGAGUAAUCAAGGAAGAAGUCCAAUGUCCGGAGUGUGCCGAAAAGUUUGAGGCCUCUCAAAAUGAUAUUAGUAACUUUCCGGUUGACACAGCGCGGAAACAUAUCGUAGAUUGCUACAGAAUUCAAAAAAAGAAUGCAGAUUUCAAUUGUGACGAAUGUGGAAAUUCCUCCAAUAAAGAGCGCGCAACAAUGCACUGUAAAGAAUGUAACGAAUUUUUGUGUACAAAAUGUACAGACGCCCACCAAAGAACAAAACUAACGAAGCGACAUCAGUUGGUAUCAUUAGAAAAGCUUAAGAAUUCUCCUUUGGAAGAGUUUCAUACUAAGCAGACUUGCUCUGUGGAAGGACAUGAAGGCCAACCAUUUUCCUUUUUCUGCACAACUAAAGCCUGUGCCAAACCUAUCUGUAGUCUUUGUGUUGUUCGAGACCAUCAGCAAAAUGGCCAUGAAGUUCGAAAUAUUAAUGAUGUAUACGUUGAAAAUAAGCGGCUAGUGGAAGGGCAAUUAUUAGAUAUCAAACACAUGAGAACUACAGCGGAUGAGGCCAUUGAACACAUAGAAGACGAAAUUCAGAACCUCUACCUGAAAGAAAAUGCCGUUGAUGAAGAGUUGGAAGCUCAUUUUGCUGCCUGUAUAAAAGCCAUAGAAAAAAGAAAAGAAGAACUCAAAGAAAAGCUUGCAUCUGUGUCUCAAAACAAAAAGAAAGACCUUGAUGGGCAACUCGAUCGUUUGAUGAAGCAAAAAGGACAGCUGGAUCAAACCUGUAAAUUCACGGACGACCACUUGCAGUACAGCAAUGCCGCAGAAUUCUUACUCAUGAAAGACCAGAUACUAAAUCGGAUGUAUACUCUGAAAGACCAGUCCGUUGAAAUAGUACCACAUGCAACAUCAAACAUCAAAUUCCAAACUACCAACGUAGGCGACGACUUCUUGGAUUUUUGUCAACAUAUGGGUGACGUAUGGGCAACAUCGGUUUAUCUUCCGAACACCCGCGUGCAAGUUCUGGAUAUUGCCACGGGAAGAGAGCAAUGCCCAUUGCUUAUUACCUUGAGUGACUUCCAAAACCGGCCGCUUCACGAGCCCGGCUUAGAUAUCAAAGUGGAGGUCUUCAACAGCAAGAAUCAGAGAACUCUAGCACAUGUCCAAGACAAAACUCGGUCCCAGGGCUGUUACAAAGUCGUGUUUAAAGCACCUAGACCUGGAGAAUACAGAGCGGUCGUCAAGAUAAUGGGAACGGUAUUGGAACCUGGGGAAUAUGUUUUUAAAGCCAAACAUCCGGAUCAGAUGGAAUCUGAAGACACUAUAGCGGAUCUAACCCCAAAAGAAAAGAAGGGAAUUGAAGAAACAGGUGUGCAGAAUUUACAUGUACAUGUACAAGAGAUCAAUGGUACUGCUGAAGUGGAAAAGCUGAAUCUUCAAGGUCUAGCAACAUCCAGUGCUAGCCCCGUGACCUCCCAUAAGUACAAAGCUGUUGGGGAUAUUAUAUUUUCAGGCCCAGACUUGAGCCUCAACCACUUAACAGUUCACCCGCAAAACGAAUUGUUGGAGAACCAGAAAACAUUGACUAACCAGAAAGGUCGUCAUCGUCCCCCUCGAAAUCUCUCCCAAGCUUUCCAGAAUUUCCGUGGAACUAUUGCAAAUCGCUCUAUGGGAAGAACUGGGCAGUAUUACUUUGAGGUCCACAUCAGUUUCUUCAUUAAACGUUCACUACGACAGGACCUUAUCUUCGAGGUAGGACUAUGUCGUAAACCGGAUGUUGACAAACACUACACGAUUGACAAUCAUCAGUUUUCUUACGUCGUAUGCGCAAGAAAAUGCCACAUCUGCCGCACCAUUUGUCUACAAGGAUGGAGUAAUGGUCAGCGAUUCUACCACGCACCAAUCACCGAAAAUUCGCCACCAGGAACCUCCUUCAAAACUACUUACGGAUUUCUUCUAGACACUCGACAGAGACAGUGGGUCGUUAUUGACGUCAAAAAUAGGAGAUUUGUACUCAGAUUUAAGCACAUUGACUUAAACAAGCCGUUGUGGCCAGUAUUUGGAUUAUAUAAUCCAGACCUGGUCAAUUCGUCUCUGACGCUUCGGUCCGGAAAAGACAUCUCAACAAUUCUGGAGGUACCAUUUGACUUGUAG